Molecule: messenger RNA, 2916 nt
Organism: Larimichthys crocea (large yellow croaker)
Lineage: Eukaryota; Metazoa; Chordata; Actinopteri; Sciaenidae
Product: volume-regulated anion channel subunit LRRC8C
Exons: 3
Coding region: 199-2613 (804 amino acids)
Cellular component (GO): cytoplasm
Molecular function (GO): protein binding
Source: RefSeq, a predicted model, not a curated record
UAUUGAUUCAUUUAUUGUUUGUAAAGUUAGCACUCGACCUCCAACUCGCUUGUUGCUGGUUUGUUUUAUUUUGAAACUCCUACACGGAUGUGUGUGUGUUCCUCCUCGCCGGCUUGACACCGGUGAGCUCCUGCUGCCGAGUCCCACCGGACACCAGAGGAUCCUGUUCAGAGGCAGCGUGCAGCAGCAGCAGCCAGGAUGAUCCCAGUGGGUGAAUUCAGAAACCUCGGCUCAGAGCAGAACCAAAAGUUUCGUGUCCUGAAGCCGUGGUGGGACGUUUUCUCAGAGUACCUGUGCAUUGCUAUGCUUAUGAUUGGAGUCUUUGGGUGCACCUUGCAGCUCACCCAGGACAAGAUUACCUGCCUGCCCAGCCACUUCACCAGCCCGACGCCUGAAGCAAUCGACUGCGGCUACAUCCGUAACUACAGGGAGAACGAGACACUGCUGGUCAAACCUCCGGAGAACCCCAUAAUCCGGGAGGUGGUCGGUCGCAAGAACAACCUGGACAUCCACCAGUACGUGUUUGUCAACUACUACUGCUACGAGAGGUUCGUCCACUGGUAUGCGAAGUACUUCCCGUACCUGGUUGUGAUCCACACUAUGAUCUUCAUGGUAGCGAGCAGCUUCUGGUUUAAGUUCCCCGGUACGUCUUCUAAAAUUGACCUUUUUGUCACGAUCCUCGGGAAGUGCUUCGAUUCACCGUGGACCACGAGGGCCCUGAGCGAGGUUUCUGAGGAAAGAGGAGAGGAGAAACUGGUCAGCUGGAGGAGGAACACCAUGACGAGAGAUCGUAUAGACGAGGAGGAGACUACGGGACUUCUUCUUCGCUCCUCGUCCGUCAAGUCUAAUCCAGAAAAAAAAAGUCCGGAGCCUCAGCCGUCGCUUUCCGCCUUGGAUAAGAAGGAAGGCGAGCAGGCCAAAGCUCUGUUUGAAAAGGUGAAGAAGUUCAGAACUCAUGUGGAGGAAGCAGACCUCCUGUACGUCAUGUACGUGCUCCAAACGUCGCUGAAAGUCUUCAAGUUCCUGUUAAUCAUCAUCUACACUGCUGUGCUGGUGCCGAACAUCGAGGUGGUCGUGCGGUGCUACGUUCCUCCUGAGCUGACGGGUUUUGAUAUCUACUGCUGCAACCACAACAAAGCCCAUCUCUUCUCCAAGCUCGCCUACUGCUACAUCUGCUUUGUGGGAGUCUAUGGACUUCUGUGCAUCUACACCCUCUACUGGCUGUUCCACAGACCUCUGAAGGAGUACUCCUUCGAGCAGGUCAGGCUGGAGACGGGUAUUAACGACAUACCGGACGUGAAAAAUGACUUUGCGUUCCUGCUGCACCUUGUGGACCAGUACGAUGCUCUUUACUCUAAGAGAUUCGCCGUCUUUCUCUCUGAGGUCAGCGAGAGCCGCCUCCAUCAGCUCAACCUCAACCACGAGUGGACCGCCAAAAAGCUGCGCGCCCGCCUCGCCAAGAACGCCAGUAACCGGCUGGAGCUCCACCUGUCGAUGUUGCCGGGGCUCCCCGACACGGUCUUUGAGAUUCCUGAAGUGGAGUCGCUCAAACUGGAGCAGGUUAAAAACGUCACCAUCCCGGCUAGUGUGGCGAAGCUGGACUCUCUUCUGGAGUUAUCGCUGGUCUACUGUCCUACGAAGCUCCAGCUGCCUGCUCUGAACUACCUCAAGGUGAAUUUGAAGGUCCUGCGUCUCGCUUUUGAAAGCUUAGAAGAGGUCCCCAUGUGGAUGUACGCCUUGCACGGCCUGGAUGAGUUACAUCUGGAUGGUCCUUUAACCAACGAGGUGUCCAGAAGUGCCACUCUGGACUCCUUUCGAGAGCUCAGAGCUCUGAGAGUCCUCACUCUCCACUCCAACCUUACCAAGAUCCCACCCAGCGUGGUGGACGUUGCCCUGCAGCUGCAGCGGUUGUGCAUCUAUAACGAAGGUGUCAAGCUCCAAGCCUUCAGCAGCCUGAAGAAGCUAACCAACCUGGUUUCGCUGGAGUUAGUUGGCUGCGAGUUGGAGCGCAUCCCGAGCGCCGUCUUCAGUCUGAACAACCUGCAGGAGUUGGACCUGAAGGAAAACAAACUCACCACGGUGGAGGAGAUCCUGAGCUUACAGCACUGCCGGCGUUUAGUGACGCUGCGACUGUGGCACAACAGAAUCACCUACAUCCCCGAUCACAUGAGCAAGCUGCACAGCCUGGAGACGCUGGACGUCAGCUGGAACAAGAUACGGAAGCUUCCCUCUCGGAUGUUUUAUUGCACUAAACUCAGACACCUCGACGUCUCCCACAAUCAGCUCACCUCGAUUUCUUCCGAGGUCGGCAUCCUGCAGGGCCUCCAGUUCUUCUCCGCCGCUUUCAACACUUUGGAGGCGCUGCCGGAGGAGCUGUUCUCCUGUAAGAGACUGAAGACUCUGCUUCUCGGGAACAACUGCCUGCCGUCUCUGAGCUCCAGAGUCUCCAACCUGGCUCAGCUGGUCCGGCUGGAGAUUAAAGGGAACCGCCUGGAGUCUCUCCCCGUGGAGAUCGGCGACUGUCCCCUGCUGACGGUCAGUGGACUGAUAGUGGAAGACAACCUGCUGGACCUGCUGCCCUCGGACGUACGAAGCAGGUUGAGUAACGCCUGAGAGCUGAGUCACUGCUCAGUGAGUGAUGGUGAUCGAUGGCGGUCUGACUCUGUGAGGAAACAGGAUGAACUUAUUUAUAAAAUCAUGAAACCUGUGUCAAUAUUUUUUAUGCAUUUUCUUAAAAAUUCCUUUUAUAAAUAAACAUUUUACAAAGUUUUCAUGGUGUCGAUUUCAAGUUUUCCCGUUGAUCGGGCGGUUUGACCUUCACCUGCGUUGUCUAGUAAAGAUUUCGUGGAUUCUCCCUCGGAGCACAAGUCAGAGGAUUUUGUGACUCUGCCGUUUCCUGUCGGACAGGUUUUUUUU